This is a messenger RNA of Strongylus vulgaris, 732 nucleotides long. NCBI's taxonomy places the organism in Eukaryota, Metazoa, Nematoda, Chromadorea, Rhabditida, Strongylidae. The record is from the annotation of a GenBank genome assembly.
AUGAUCAGCUCUCUAAUGGCUUGUCCUCCACCACCGCCUCCUCCUGUACCUCCCGCCACUACUACCACUACUACCACUACUACUACUACCACUACUACCACUGCUACUACUAAUAGACCUUCUACUACUACUCCCAUCAGGCCUAACACUUCUGCUCCUUCAAAUGGACUUGCAAAGCGUGAAACCAAACAAGUGGAGGUGACAGUGGUCAGCAACCAAGCCUAUGAUCCGUUGCUUAACGAUAUGCAUCUGGAAGUGUUUAGAGCUUUGGUAAGCCAGUAUUUUUCGGAAGUCUGGGAGCUCAACGACUACGCUAAAACAAAUGGAGUAACAUACAAUAAAGGAUUAGUCAAGGAAACUGUGAAGAACGAGGACGGCAUGUUCGCUGUCCUUUAUACUCUCAUGGGUGCCAGCUGUGACGAAGUGAAGAAUUUCGCUCAAAAAGCUAAAAAUGCGGCAGGUUUCAUCAAGGAAAAAUUUUUCCACUUUGUGGAGCUUACUUGUGCGUUGCUACCAUCAGAGGAACGCCUUAUUGAGAUCACGAAAUUAUCGCUAGGAGACUGCCAUUUUGCUAAUAAUCAGAAGUCGAGAGAAGAAUCGAAAGACGGAGCGUGGUUCACGGUUGCCGGUUUUGAAAAGGCACUAAAAUGUCAGCCUUUAACCAAGGACUCAGAAGUAUGUCGAUUCGCUGAAAACAAGCCCAACAGUAACGAUCUGGAAGUGUACAUUUAG